Messenger RNA from Nanorana parkeri, 1248 nucleotides. Its product is annotated as 5-aminolevulinate synthase, erythroid-specific, mitochondrial-like. Gene Ontology annotation, cellular component: mitochondrial matrix; mitochondrion. The record is from RefSeq and is a predicted model, not a curated record. The transcript is spliced from 7 exons. Gene Ontology annotation, molecular function: pyridoxal phosphate binding; 5-aminolevulinate synthase activity. Gene Ontology annotation, biological process: erythrocyte development; hemoglobin biosynthetic process; heme biosynthetic process. NCBI's taxonomy places the organism in Eukaryota, Metazoa, Chordata, Amphibia, Anura, Dicroglossidae. Bases 109 to 1248 code for a protein of 379 amino acids.
AGGAGGUCCUGGGAGGGCUCAGACAUUCCUCGGCUGGUUGCAGCAACGAUACUCAUCACUUCAUGUUCGUCCUCAGUGCAGGGCAACAGAUACCCCCGAUAUUUAAACAUGGCUUCUUUCAUCAAGCUCUGUCCCUUCUACACCCGGGACCCCUCCGUGUUCCUGCGGGUGGCCCGACCCGCCAUCCUGCGCAGUGCAGAGCGCUGUCCGGUCUUGGUGUCGCGGGCCUGGUCCACUACUGCGGGUAAUCAGCAGAGGUCCAAGGACUCCGCACCGCCUACUGGAGUCUCUUCCGGAGCCUCCAGCCGACGCACCCUGGCUCAAGCAGCCCCACACGCUGCCACCGCCAACGCCACGUGCCCCUUUAUUGAGACGGAGAUGGGGAAGGAGGAGAGUGUUAUCAUUCACAAAGCUGGGCCUGACGUGCAGGAGGAUCUGAAGACUUUCAAAACUGAUGUUCUCAGUUCUCUCCUGUAUGAAGUCCAGUCCAGCCUGAAGAAGAAGUUCCUUGGUACGCCUGUGAAAAAAGUCAACCUCGGAACUGGGGCCCCUCUCGUCCCGACUCAUCUGAUCAAAGAAAACAUGACAGGUGGAGCUGCCUUUGGCUACGAUGAGUACUUCGACCGGAGGAUUGAGGAGAAGAAGCAGGACCACACGUACAGGGUGUUCAAAACUGUGAACCGCAGGGCUGACGCCUACCCGUUCGCUGAGGAUUUCUCUGACCUCCAGAGCAGCAAGAAGGAAGUGUCCGUUUGGUGCAGCAAUGACUACCUGGGCAUGAGCAUGCACCCUAGGGUGCUGCAAGCUAUUGGGGGGACUCUUCAGGAGCACGGUGCCGGGGCGGGUGGAACCAGGAACAUUUCGGGCACCAGCAAGUACCACGUGGACCUGGAGUGUGAAUUAGCCGACUUGCACCACAAGGACGCCGCUCUUCUCUUCUCGUCCUGCUUUGUCGCCAAUGACUCCACGCUGUUCACGCUGGCGAAGAUGCUGCCAGGUUGUGAGAUUUACUCCGAUGCCGGGAACCAUGCGUCUAUGAUCCAGGGCAUCCGAAACAGCGGCGUGGCAAAGUAUGUUUUCCGCCACAAUGACCCCGCCCACCUUGAACAACUGCUCCAAAAGUCAGACCCCAAGAAGCCAAAGAUUGUUGCAUUUGAGACUGUCCACUCUAUGGAUGGUAAGUCCUCCGUGUUCACAUUAGGAUUAGUGAUUGCAGGGUUGUCACAGGUCCAUUCGUACGAAGAGUAA